AUGGGGCUCUGGGCGUCCAUGUUGCGAUGGAAGGCCAACCGGCGGCGGCAGCAGCCCGAGCCAAGGCGCGGCACGCCGAUGGCGCUCUUCGUCGUCAGGAACGACGACGGCCGGCCGUCCAAGCCCGAGGCGGUCGUGUUCCACCCACCACACAGCUCUGGCCGUUCGGGGUUACAGUUACAGAAGGCCGGCAGCAGGAAGCCUGAGAAGCGCGGGUACGAGUACUACGACUGCAUGGACGUGCUGGGCAGGAGGCUCCGCGCGCCGCCCGCCGCCCAGGCUCCCGUGCGGGAGCACCAGAAGCGUCGCGGUGGAGCCGGUGGUAACGGCCGGGAUAAGGCCGACGGUGUCCAGGGGCGGCACGGCGGACGGGAAGAAGGCAGUGGCAGCGGCAGCAGAGGGGUGCAGGACGCCGAUGACGCCGAGGAGGACGCCGAUGUGGCAGCGGAGGAUACUGAUGGGGACGCGGUGCGAGCUUCCACGGUUCAGCGGUGUCAUACUAUACGACGAGCACGGCCGGCCCCUGCAGAGCAGCUCCCAGAACAGAACAGACCACCUGAUGAGCAGAGUAAGCAAAUACGAGUCCAAGGUGAUGGAUACAUGGCAGAUAUUACUUUGAAAACUCAGAGUUGA
Molecule: messenger RNA, 633 nt
Organism: Miscanthus lutarioriparius
Lineage: Eukaryota; Viridiplantae; Streptophyta; Magnoliopsida; Poales; Poaceae
Source: the annotation of a GenBank genome assembly